AUCCCCUCCACACCAGACGCUAGCCUUGGUCCCUCCAGCAUAUUUUUGCAGUUCGAACACUUCUCCAUCUUUUUGCCUUGUCCACUGCUUCAUUGUCCAUACUCUGACCGCAACUGGGCUGUCGAGUGCUUGCGAAGGCAGCCACCCCCGAAAUGGCGCUGUACGGAUCCUCGCGCAAUGUGGACAUGGGGAAGCAGGAGUCGGAUCUGGCCAUCAACAUCCGCAAGGCAACAAGCAUUGAUGAGACAGCGCCGAAGCGGAAGCAUGUCCGCAGCUGCAUUGUGUAUACCUGGGACCACAAGAACUCGGGCUCCUUUUGGCAAGGCAUGAAGGUACAACCAAUCCUUGCCGACGAGGUGCAGACCUUCAAGGCCCUCAUCACCAUCCACAAAGUCCUUCAAGAAGGCCACCCCAUCGUUCUCAAGGAGGCGCAGGCGAACGUGAACUGGUUGGAGAGCUUGACGAGGGGCGUUGCAGGCGGUGAGGGGUUGCGCGGCUACGGACCACUCAUUCAGGAGUAUAUUUACUUCCUCCUCGCCAAGCUCGCUUUCCACCGGCAGCACCCCGAGUUCAACGGGACAUUCGAAUAUGAGGAGUACAUCAGUCUGAAGUCCAUCAAUGACCCGAAUGAGGGUUAUGAGACGAUCUCUGACUUGAUGACGCUCCAAGAUCAGAUCGACGCAUUCCAGAAGCUCAUCUUCUCGCAUUUCCGAAGCGGCGCCAACAACGAAUGCCGGAUAUCUGCGCUUGUGCCCCUGGUGCAGGAGAGCUAUGGCAUCUACAAAUUUAUAACCAGCAUGUUGCGUGCUAUGCACACCACGCUUGGCGAUGAUGAAGCACUUUCCCCUUUACGUGGUCGAUAUGACGCUCAGCACUACCGCUUGGUGAAGUUUUACUAUGAAUGCUCGAAUUUGAGGUACCUGACUAGCUUGAUUACGGUGCCAAAACUACCGCAGGACCCGCCAAAUCUGCUCUCUGAGGACGAUGAGAGGGCUCCAGCAUUACCUGCCCGGCCCAAAAACGAAGAACCGCCGCCCCCUCCUCGAGCUCCGUCUGUAGAUCCCGAACCGAUCAAUGAGUUUUGGAAGAAUGAUCAGAGGAGGCAGCAAGAGGAGUACGAGAAUGAACAGCGGAGGCUCCAAGAGCAAUGGGAGGUGGCCCAACGUCAACAGCAAGAAGCUGCUCUCCGUGCUCAGCGAGAUUUCGAAGAGCAACAGAGGCUGCAGGCUGAACAAGCCCGUCUAGCCCAAGAACAACUUUUAAGGGACCAGUAUCAACAACAGACCCAAGGCCGCCUCGCCGAACUUGAGCGAGAGAACCUCAAUGCCCGAGCCCAGUACGAGCGCGACCAGCUGAUGUUGCAGCAAUACGACCAGAGAAUGAAAGCUUUGGAGGGAGAAAUAAAUCAAAUGAACGCGAACUUUCAACAGCAGAUGGGAUCACGCGAUGAUCAAAUACGAGCUCUUCAGGAACAGCUUAACACUUGGAGGUCGAAGUACGAGUCUCUUGCCAAGCUCUACUCACAGCUACGGCAUGAGCAUCUUCAGCUGUUGCAGAAAUUCAAGUCUGUGCAGCUCAAGGCUAAUUCAGCCCAGGAGGCAAUGGAUGGCCGAGAGAAGCUGGCUCGAGAGCUGAAGACGAAGAAUCUGGAAUUGGCAGAUAUGAUCCGAGAGCGAGACCGAGCUCUUUUAGACAAAGACCGAAGCACCGGCGGCCAUCGCGAGGAGCUCGAGAAGCUCAAGCGUGAGCUUCGCUUCGCAUUAGAGAAGGCCGACAACGCAGAGAAAAGCAAGAGCUCAGAGCUUUCAACCAUUCUUUUUAGGCACAACAGAGAAAUCGCAGACCUGGAAGAGACACUGAGAAACAAGACUCGUGCGCUCGAUGACAUGCACAUGAAGUACCGAGAAGGCGACUCCGACCUUGAACGUCAACUCCGUGAGAAGGAAGAGGAAUUAGAGAUUUUUAGGGCCGGCAUGGACCAAACUCUGCUCGAGCUCAACGAACUGAAGCUAUCACAGAACGCCAACGACAGCGCCAUUGAUGGUCAACUUGACUCCUUUAUUCAAGAGAGCCUCCAAAAGAUCAACGACAUCAUUGACUCAGUCCUACAGAGCGGCGUACAGCGAGUCGAUGACGCAAUCUACGAACUGGAUUCUUCAAUGCAAGCUGGUAAUCAAAACGCAUCUGGCCCGUAUGUGUUGUCACAGAUCGAGAAAGCGCAAACCUGCGCUACAGAGUUUGCAACGGCCUUUAACAACUUCAUUGCUGACGGACCUAACGCAACACACACAGAGGUCAUCAAGACCGUGAAUACAUUCGCUGGCUCCAUCGCUGAUGUUCUUAGCAACACUAAGGGUCUUACUCGAUUUGCUUCGGAUGAGAAUAAGGCCGAUCAACUUAUCAACGGCGCUAGACAGUCUGCCAACUCUACUGUCAAGUUCUUCCGCAAUCUCCAGUCUGUACGUUUGUAUGACCUCGAUACGGACCGGAAAUUCGACGUUGUUUUGAACAGCAACACUGAAGUUUUACGGUACCUCCAGAACCUCACCAAGUUGGCGGAUGCUUUCGCGCCAAAGAGCAAGAUCACACAGGCUCAGGGUGACCUUGGAGACUUAGUCGACAGCGAAUUGACUAAGGCUGCCAACGCCAUCGAUGCCGCCACAGAGCGCCUCACAAAGCUUAUGAAGAAGCCAAGGGAUCAAUACUCCACUUACGAACUCAAGAUCCACGACUCCAUCCUCGAAGCUGCCAUCGCUGUCACAAACGCCAUUGCUCAGCUCAUCAAGGCCGCCACUGCCUCCCAACAAGAAAUUGUGCGCGAGGGCCGCGGCACCAUGACGCGUACAGCCUUCUACAAGAAGCACAACCGCUGGACCGAAGGUCUCAUCAGCGCCGCCAAAGCCGUUGCCUCGUCGACAAACACGCUCAUCGAAACCGCCGACGGCGUCAUCUCGGGUCGUAACUCUCCUGAACAGCUCAUAGUGGCUUCCAACGACGUCGCGGCCUCCACAGCACAGCUUGUGGCAGCUAGCAGGGUCAAGGCAAGCUUCAUGAGCAAGAGCCAAGAUCGACUCGAGACGGCAUCGAAAGCGGUAACGGGCGCUUGCCGUGCGCUUGUGAGGCAGGUGCAGGAUAUCAUUUCUAAGAAGAAUUUGGAAGAUAAUGAGGCGGUGGAUUAUACUAAGUUGAGUGAUCAUGAGUUUAAGGUUAGACAAAUGGAACAACAGGUCGAGAUCUUGCAACUCGAAAACGCUCUAGGGCAGGCGAGGACAAGGCUUGGUGAGAUGCGGAAGUUAUCGUAUCUGGAAGAGUAAGCCUGUGGUUAUGGGAUGGAUAGAUAUGUAUCCGUCUUUCGUAAAAGGUUAUUGCUACCCACAACAGUACAAGAUCACUCGGGGUUCUAAUAGUAUCUUUCUCCUGGCUAUCUAGCUGAUAUCUCGGGAAGUAGUGGGUUGAAGUAGUUUCGCUUGGUUUGAUGGGAUGGAUGGAUGGAUGGAGGAUGGAUGGAUGGCUUUUUGCGUCAAUACCACUUCUGCUCCUUGGUAAGAUUUAAAUAGUUUAUUGGGUGCAGAUUGAGGAUUGUAGGAAAUUCAUGUAUCUGGUUUUCAAAAUAUGUUAAGGGAUUUACGGGUGGUGAAGCAAAAUAUAUAC
Lindgomyces ingoldianus is the source of this 3651-nucleotide messenger RNA. Its product is annotated as ANTH-domain-containing protein. The record is from RefSeq and is a predicted model, not a curated record. Gene Ontology annotation, cellular component: clathrin-coated vesicle; actin cortical patch. The transcript has 10 exons. Gene Ontology annotation, molecular function: clathrin light chain binding; clathrin-cargo adaptor activity; actin filament binding. Gene Ontology annotation, biological process: endocytosis; actin filament organization; clathrin coat assembly. Lineage: Eukaryota; Fungi; Ascomycota; Dothideomycetes; Pleosporales; Lindgomycetaceae. The coding region runs from base 153 to 3314 and encodes 1053 amino acids.